UCUUCUUCCCUCCAGAAAAUUUCAAUCCUGCCCCAUAAAUAACGCGUCAUUCUCCCCUAAAUUCUUUCCAACAUCCCAUUUCCUAAUUCCCUUCUGCCAAAAUCUUCUUCGCUCGAAAAUGACUUAGCUCCAUAACUCCUCAGUCCACUGCCUGCCUGCUCAGUACUCAAACACACAUACCAAACCCAAUAAAGAUUGAAUUUUUACUUCACAAUCAAGCUAUGGAAAAUGUGACCAUCAAGAUAGAAGAAGAGGAAGAGGGCUUCGUCUUUCCAUUCAGUGAUGGCGGAAGCACUGGUGCUGCUGCUGGUUCAUCUUCGUCGCCGAGGCCAAUGGAGGGCUUGCAUGACAUGGGACCCCCACCGUUCUUGACCAAGACAUUUGAUAUGGUGGAAGAUCCUUCAACUGAUUCAGUAAUCUCGUGGAGUAAAGCUAGAAAUAGCUUCGUUGUUUGGGAUUCCCAUAAGUUUUCCACAUCUCUGCUUCCCAAGUACUUCAAGCACAGUAAUUUCUCAAGCUUCGUCCGCCAGCUUAAUACCUAUGGUUUCAGAAAAGUGGAUCCCGAUCGUUGGGAAUUUGCAAAUGAGUGUUUCCUUGGCGGGCAGAAACAUCUCCUGAAGACCAUCAGGAGGAGAAGGAAUGUCAUACCAAGCAUUACCCAACAAGAAGGAGGCGGUCCUUGUGUUGAAUCAGGGCACUAUGACUUGGAAGAAGAAAUUGAAAGACUUAAGAGCGACAGAAACUCGUUGAUGGCCGAAGUCAUUAAACUUAAACAGCAACAGCAGACUGCAAGGGACCAUGUCAUGGCGAUGGACGAAAGAAUUAAGGGUACGGAGAAAAAACAACAGCAGACAAUGAGUUUCCUAGCCAGAGCUUUUAGUAAUCCGACUUUUCUCCAGCCAUAUGUGGAUAGACAUCGACAGAGACAAGAACAACAGCGAAUUCAGAUUGGGCAUAAGAGGAGGCUGACAAUGACCCCCAGUGUGGAGAACCUGCAAGAAGUGGCAUCAAUCGCUGCGGAUGCUGAUCAACUUCUCAAUGACUCAGGUGGAGAGCAAGAGCUGGUGAAUAUGCAAAGAGAGAUGGAGACUUUGCUAUUUACUGCAGCAUUGGAUGACGAACCAAGCAGUAUUGUAAACUUGAAUUCACCGUCAAUUCCUACUAGCAGUGCUGCCAAUGUCGAUCCAGUUGCUGAACACAUAUGGGAGGAAUUGCUUACUGGAGAUCUUGUUACUGAAAAUGAAGCAGAAGUUGUGUUGUUGGGAGAUCAACCAGAGGCUGAUGUGGAGGUUGAGGAUUUGGUUGCUGAAACACCUGAGUGGGGUGAGGGUUUCAGUGACCUUGUCGAUCAAAUGGGAUAUCUUAUCGCCAAGCCUGACGAUACGAGCAAAUGAGGCUAAAUGAUUCUCUGAUGUCCUUGACACACAUUCCUGUCUGAGAUUAAGCGGGAGGUGAUGGUUGCAUGGAGGCCAAUCAACUGAUCCUGCUUUUCUGUAUCCUUUUAAUAUCUCAUGGAAAAUAUUUGUAUUCUAGAGUUUCUUAAAGUCUAGAAAGUUUUCCUCUUUUUGACUAGUCUACAUCUUUUGGUGCGUUUUGCAGAUGCAGAUGCUUAGAGAAUGUCACGAGGGAGUCACCUCCAUCAUUCUUUACCGUGUCUUUUGCUCUUCUUGCCCCGUCUCAUUUUGUAUGUUGUUGACUUGUAGUAUCAAGUUCAGAUUUCUUUUGUGUAUGUAUAAAGGAAAACUAACCUGGCUUCACACAGUAGCUGUAAAAUCUUGGAGGCUGGACUCUGACCGGAGAGGUGGCACAACCUAUUCGAUGUUGCAGAAGGUCGAAGCAGAAUGCAGGUGGGUUAUGGAUCAGGCCUUUUAGAGAGAAUUAACGGACCAGGACAAGCUAUGCUGCUUCCAACCACUCCCCAUAAAACAGAACAUUUGAGGCAGCGUUUGGCUUUUGAUUACAGGGUUAUUGUGAAGCUUCUCGAUCUCCACCUGUGAAAAGGGAAGUCCCUCUGUUACAUUACGGGUUGAGGAUUGCAGCUGCUUGCUUAACCUUGACAGGAAUGCAAAGUUAACAUUUUUGCUCCAUUUAUUUUUAGGCUACAAAAGAAGAUGGAAACGUUUAAUCAGGGUACCAGCAUUAAUCUUGGAUUCAAGAAUUCUUUAGCGUUUUAUAGUGGUGCCCUUCUUUUACUUAAUUGUGAUCAGAAACAGUUGUUCUUUAGAGUUCAUUGGAUGCUAAAACUUGAUGUUUCCAUUUAUGUCAUGAUGAUCCUCUCCAUAGCAGAAUGCGAAAAUCUAGAAAGAUUGUGCAUCAGAUUGAGGCCCUUUCAACAUAAUGAGUGAUUUGACAUGGUAAUUACCCAUAACGAAGGAUAGCGAUUGAAGCACAGUUUUGGCGAUGGCAGGGAUUUCAAAGCUGGUAUCAGAUGCGUGUUCGGAUGAGAGGAUAAAUAGACAAAAAGGAGAGGUUUAUAUUUGACGAAUACCCUCGUCUCAUCCCUCUCAAAAGCAUGUAGACGACAAGGAAUAUGACGGGCCAGAAUUUGCAGAUGCUGUGAAUUGUGAUCCUGAGUAAAAGACAAUUUUGACAUAAAAGAAUCACGCAUGAUACCAAUAUCCAAUCCCAAUCCAAGUGAGCAUAUUCUUGUAGGCUUAGCCAACUAAUGUCCAAACACAACUCAACUCUGAGAACUUUUCUAAUCUCGCCGAUGGCUAUUGGCUUUCAAGGAACCAAGAAGUGAUUAAAUCUCAAUAUUGAAGACCAACGGAUGAAAACUUCCCAGGAAAUUAACCGACUAUUUCUUUAUGCAGAAGAAGAGAAACGAAAAUAUGCAGAUCUUCAAAACAAGAGGGCCAACCACAAAUUUUUUUUUUUUUUUAACAGAUGAUGUAUAGUUUUUUGAGUGGUCAACCUUCUAAAUCAUUUUGUUAAACAAAUUUUUCUGCAUAUGGCAAUCCACUAGCGAGUAUCAGUCAGAAACUUCUGACAUCAAUACACCUUCUGAAUGCCCCAGUUGGACCAUGCUGAUGUCAAUUUAGACACAGAAGCUUUGUCGGCCGAAUUUUAUCAUUUAAUGCCAUCACAGUUGCCUUUUGGGAGUAAAUCUAAGGCAAGAGAAGCUAUCCUCCAUGGAUGGUCCUGCGACUUC
Messenger RNA from Coffea arabica (coffee), 3151 nucleotides. Lineage: Eukaryota; Viridiplantae; Streptophyta; Magnoliopsida; Gentianales; Rubiaceae. The record is from RefSeq and is a predicted model, not a curated record.